Molecule: messenger RNA, 5269 nt
Organism: Candoia aspera
Lineage: Eukaryota; Metazoa; Chordata; Lepidosauria; Squamata; Candoiidae
Gene: PPRC1
Product: PPARG related coactivator 1
Exons: 14
Coding region: 33-4994 (1653 amino acids)
Biological process (GO): positive regulation of transcription by RNA polymerase II
Cellular component (GO): nucleus
Molecular function (GO): transcription factor binding; RNA binding
Source: RefSeq, a predicted model, not a curated record
GCUUCUGAAGCUAUUUGUGAGGAGGUGUCAAGAUGGCGGCCCUGUGGGGCGGUGGUGCGGGACAUGCGGGGGCUGGGGGAACUCUCCCUAUACAAGGUGCCUCGGAGCCUUUGGUGGGCAGUAGCUUUUCUUCUACACAGUAUUUACUGGCAGAGGAUUUGCACUUGGCAUCACUGGAAACAGAAACCAUCCUUGAAGCUGGGGAAUUCCUGGAAACAAUGCAGGACUACUUAGACUCUUCUGUCAUUUCCAUCAUUGAAGAUUUCAGCAGUUUGACUGAGGCAAAAAGCCACAUGGAUGCAGAGAAUGAAAUAUCCCUGUUGACUGCAAUAACAGAUAUUCUUGAUAGCACGGAUGAUGAGGCUCUGUCUCCCUUUGAUCCUAUUCCUGAAUCUGAAUUGCUAACAUCACCCAGAGAGCUUGAGAAUUCCUCGUUUCAGAGAUUGCUCAGUUUGUCUGUGACACCCCGUGAACAAAACUUACACAAUAUUGAGAGUUUCCAGGAGCCUGGGCUGUGCACCAUUAUCUCGAAGAAGGUUGAAGCCAGUACUACCGGCAUUCCCUUCUUGUUAACUUCAAGUUGUCCCAAACAAUCAGCUUCUUCAAACAAAGUGAGUAACAAAGCAUUCUUGGGGGAACAGAAGGUCUUCAAGAAUAGAGAACAAGAGUCAGCUGUGCUACAGAGCAGUGAUGGAGAGGAAGAGAAAGAAGAGGUUGCAAGAGGCUGUAGGCAGAGUUUUAUGGCAGGUGUGAAGGAGAUAGCACUGGCAACAACGGGACCUGGGAGAGACCUUGAUGAACAUGAUGGUCCCUAUAUCAUUACCCCAGAAAAUAUUUCCCUUGAUGAGCUGGUGAGAUCAGUGCACUCUUACUGCCAGUCCACCCGCACUGUAUGCCCGAGUCCUGACAGUCAGUCCCUUGCUGAGGAGAAUCUCACAGGCCCACUUGUCUUAGAGAUAAUGCCUAAUGGAGGAGAGAGCAUGGAGACCGAGCUCACAUGCACAGUGGAUAGCAACUGCACAACUGGCCUUGUGAAUAGUGAAGCAGGACUUUCGGUCCCUGCCCUGGGAAAAGAAUUGCCUGAACACAUGAUCAGAUACACAAGUCUAGACAGAGAGCUGGACUCAUGCAAACAAGAUGAGAAGGUGGUUAAGGCUGCCCUUCCAAACAUAAAAGGUGCCCAUCCACAGAUAGGGGAGGACACUCAGAAAUCAGUAGAUAAUCAAGCGGAUACAUCUGAUACACCUGCUUCGGAGGCACCAAAAAAUACAAAGCUCGUUGCCUCAAAGAACAGUCAGGUAUCUACAGGCAUCAAAAAGAAGAAGAAGAAAUCCAGUGAGGAAACGAAGUAUCACAAGACCAUAACCUGCAAACAAGUGUCUGCCUGUGCUCGAAAGGAGACCAGGAUUAAUCCAAGGAAAUCUAUGUCAGAUUCUAGUAAAAAAAAAGAACUGGAGAAAACUGGAGGGAAAGAAUUGCUCCUUAACCAAGAAUCCCAGACAAAGGAAAUGCUUGAUACUCAGGUGGAGUGGUCAAAAUGCGUGAGAGAGGUAGGGUCCAAAAAUCCACUUGUGUCAGGCUUAGAAAGUACAGGGACCUUGCCAUAUCCAGAGGAGCCUACACAAAAUUUGGGGAAAUCAGACCUCAUGCCUAUAGUGCAGGGGGAUGUCCCAGAAGAGCCCCAUGAAAACAGCCAGUUCGUCCUACCAGUGAAUGAGAUGUCUAGUUCAGAAAGUUCCCAACUGCUCCCUGGUUGCACUGUGGACCUGACAGGGCAGCCAACCAAGGAUACUCCUUACUCUGAAAAUAAGGAAGUCAGCUGUCCCCCGAGGGAAAUUAAACCUCGGCCUCUCAGCUUGAGUGAAUACAGGCAGCGCCGGCGGCAGCACCAGUCUAAUAAUGACAGUACCCAGAACACCAGAGAGAACCAGAGUGCCAGCAAGUGGCCCAGUGUUUCCAAGCUCCCCACAGAGUUGGCUGACCUUCCUUGCCUGCGAGCUGCUCUGCCAUCCACCAGAGCUGCAGCACCUAAACUGGUGAAGGAGCCGGAAAAGCCGGCUGGUUCCUCCUCUACUCUUGCCCCUGAUGACAAAGCAAGUGCUCUACCUCUUUCCAUGCUCUCUUCCACUACAACUCCUAUACCAAGAGAUCCUCCAUCUUUGCAGUUUCUUUCACCCACACCCAUUCCUCUAGUGCCUCCUAGUAAAAUAUGUGCUUUCUCUCAUGUUGGGCCACAAGUGCCUCCAGCAUUGCCCGUACCUCAUGUGCCACCAGCCCCAGAGGCUUUCCUACCAGCUCCUCUUAAUCACUACAAUUUGGGCUCAUCCCAACCACCAGGAUCUUCCUGGUCUCACUUUGCUCUUCUGCCAGCUAAUUACCAAAGCCUGCCACCUCCACCUCCUGCUAGUGAGGCUUGUUCUCCUGUCUUCCAUACAGUUCCCCCAUUGCUCCCUCCAACAUGGCCUCCCCCACCUGUUCCUUUGCCUUUUGUUCCAGCCCUGCCUUAUGGCUCUGUUGAGUGGGCUCCACUGCCGCAGUCUUCCUACUGGUCUGGAAUUCAGGUGCCACCUCCGGUGUUGCCCAUCCCAUAUGGAGAUCAAGGAGGUCUUAGGCAAAGUCCCCAGGUUGGCACUUUAUCUGCCUCAUCUCUUCCUGAUGGAUUUCUUGGCCAGCAGAAUACAGUUUUAACACCACAGCCCUCCUGCAUUGGACUUCAAAAUGUGGCAGUCAGUGAGAAACAAAGCCUGCCUGUCCAGGUAUCCCAAGUAGAUGCUCCUUCAGCAGUCACGGCAGCUCCCCGAAAAGUAUCUGACCCAAGGAGACAAACAUAUACUGUCCCAUCCCAAACUGAAGUAAUUUCAAGCAGUUCCCAAUCACUGGAAAAGCCACUUUUGUCUCCAUCAGUUGUUAAGCCUUCAAAAGAAACAGCAUUGACUCAGCAUGGGAGGAAGAACUCUGUCCUGCAAUCCUUAGGGGAGCCCCUUCCUGUGCCUCCUUCCCAGCAAGUGCUGGGAGAACUUGCUGGUAAACUGAAGUUCUCAAAAGAAAAUUCCUAUUUUCAACUUGUAGAGGAGAACUCUGAACUCUCUGGCUCUGUGGAAACUACUACUAUUACUGUGGCUCAAAGCAACAACAAGCCACCGGAAGAGGAACAUUCUUCCCUUUCAGCUUCCUUGGCACCUGGAAAACAAAAGGGGCCAGAUGAAAUCCUGUCAGAUGUCACAGAACUUGCCCCAGUUGCUCCCAGUUUCUCAACAUCAUCAGGGUCCCAGACAGUACACGAAAAUGGCCAUCUUUCCAAGAAAACAUCAUCUGUGUGGAAACACCAGCCUUUCAUCAGUUCUGCACAGCACAAGCAUGAUAAAGACCUUGUUCAGUCAUUUAUCAGUGAGAUUGGAAUUGAGGCCUCUGACCUAUCUAACCUGCUAGAGCAAUUUGAAAAGACUGAAGCCGAAGCUGAAACUUCAGCUGUGUCAAAGAAAAAUAAAUCUACAGGGAACAAUGGGUUUGAGGCACAGUGGGAAAAGACAAUGAUGGACCGGCUUCACGCACCAGAGCUUAUCAAUGUUGCAGGUUUGACUCCACCAGCCACUCCACCCCAUCAGCUGUGGAAACCUUUGGUAGCUGUCUCAUUGCUGGGAAAGGAUGGGUCCCAAAAAGAUACCAGGCUUUUGAAAUCCCUAAACAAAUCUCACCGGAAAGCUCCAACCCCUGUCCAUGUAGGGUCUGGUGAGCAUGACUAUUGUCAGCUAACUGUUGCUCAGCCAAAGGGAGGUGCCAGAUGGAAUGUCAAACAAAGCUUAGAUAUCACUAUAAAACCUAUUAAGACAUUAACAAGACAAGUGCUAGAUCAGUCCCCUGCUACUGUUAGAUUGAACCCUGUAGUUCCUGCUUGUCAGAAUCCUAAAGAAAUUACCAACCAUGUUGAUUCCAAUAAGGGCCAGACCAAAGACUCCAGGACUGUUACAACUGACUUGAAACCUACCACCCCAAACUUACCAUUGUUGGAGACCAGCCUUAUACGUCCAUGCAAAGAGGUGUUGGACCACUGGACUACUAUUCCAAGGUCCAUGAGUAGGGGCAGUGAUGAUCCAUGCUCUGUACUGCUGUCACCAGCUGCAUCCCCUUGCCGAGAUUCAGGAGAAUCAAUAUUACAGCAACCUCAGGAGGUUCAGCAGAAACCUCUCACUUCCAAACACUCCUUAAGAUGCUACCGGAGCAGAGAGAGAUCAGUCAGUCCCAAAAGGCGCAGGUGGAAAAGCCAACGAAACCACACCAGCCGAUCCUUCAGUUCAAGCUCUGACGGUGACAGUGACUCUUCUUCUUCAUCGUCGUCAUCGUCGUCGUCAUCCUCUCCCUCAUCACAGUCACGUUCUCAGUCUCCACCAUCCAAGCGCUGGCGAAGAUGUCGCUCACGGAAUUCCAGCUCUUCUUCCACUAAAUGGAGCCGGUCAAGGGGCAGGUCCCGCUCUCCCUCCAACUCCUCUUAUGUAUCAAGAUCAUCUUCCCGGUCCCCUUCUUUGUACAGAAGGAAUAGCUGCAGAAAAAGCUACAAUUCCAGCAGUUCCUAUGAACUCUACCAAAGGCAGAAAAACAGAUAUAAAGAACGUGCAAUAGAGGAACGCCGUGUUGUCUUCAUUGGGAAGAUCCACAACAGGAUGACACGUUCAGAGUUGCGACACCGUUUCUCUGUGUUUGGGGACAUUGAAGACUGCACACUGCACUUCCGGGAGCAUGGGGACAACUAUGGUUUUGUGACUUACCGAUAUGCUGAGGAGGCCUUUGCUGCUAUAGAGGGUGGACAUGCACUGCUUCGUCCUGGUGAACAGCCGUUUGAUCUGUGCUUUGGAGGACGCCGGCAGUUCUGUAAAAGAAACUAUGCUGACUUGGACUCCAGCCAAGAUGACUUUCAACCUGCCGCUCUAAAGAACAACUAUGAUGCUCUUGACUUUGACACCUUAUUGAAGCAGGCUCAGCGAAGACUGCGGAGGUAGCGCUAGUUCUCCUGGGCUCGCUUGCCCAGUAGGCCUCUGCCUGCACCAGCCUUACCUCAGAUUGGUUGCAAGGGCAAAUGCGCCCCCAGGCCCAGCUGCUAUGUCCAGCAUGAUUUUGUAACAAAAUACAAACACAAAUAAUUUUUAUCCUGGGUUUUUCCUAACAGCUAUUUAAGUGGAAAGAUACUUUGUUUAACAAGUGGGAUAGGAAUGGAAAUACACUGUCCACUUAAUUGCUAUGCAGAUAAUAAAAUCCCAACUAUAGACUUAACAAA